Molecule: messenger RNA, 2022 nt
Organism: Scedosporium apiospermum
Lineage: Eukaryota; Fungi; Ascomycota; Sordariomycetes; Microascales; Microascaceae
Product: Sister chromatid separation protein
Exons: 2
Coding region: 1-2022 (673 amino acids)
Cellular component (GO): nuclear inner membrane
Molecular function (GO): chromatin binding
Source: RefSeq, a predicted model, not a curated record
AUGUCUGAUAACGAGGGGCAAGAGUACCUCCAAGAUGACUUCCAGCCUGAGAGUUUGACGGUACCUCGUCUGCGAUCUAUACUGGUGAAGCACAAUGUCCAGUACCCAUCAACCGCCAAGAAGCCGAUGCUUGUUGAGCUCUUCAACGAGAACAUUGUGCCGCAGCGAAAGAAGAUUCUUGCCCGCGCUGCGAGGGCGAAACGCUCCAGCACCGGAAUCGUGAAUGCUGGGAUGGAAGAUGAGUUCAACCUCGAGCCUCCAAAGUCGGCCAGGAGGUCCCGAUCUCCUAGAAAACCAGCAGCCCGCGUUAAGACCGAGGACUCUGAUGAACCGACCUUGCCCGCGUACUCGAGGUCUUCUCGAUCCGCAAGCAGACAACUAGCUCAGGCCUCCGAUACGGACAAUGCCCCUGACACCAUCCGCCGCACCCGGAGAACCGCGACACCUCGGAUAAAGUCCGAGGAGCCUGAGGAUCAUCGCUUCGGGCGCCUUUCAACCGAUCGCCUCUCGACUGAGGACAGUGUCUUUACGAGUGAUAACCCAUUCCAGAGCGGUAGUUCGCCGGCGACGUCAAAGCCGCCAAUUGGUCGCAGGAAGACCUCGAGUGUGGAACGACAACCCAAAACUCCAAAAUCAUCGAGACGACGAACUUCUAUGACGCAUUACACUAGCGAAGAGGACACUCGUGAUUAUAUGUCGUAUGACAGAGCGACGCCGAGACCUUCGCGUCGAAUAACUUCCGAACCACCCGAGUUUGAACCUGGCGAAGAAUUUACCCCUGAAGCGCAGCUAGAGCUCCAGCAAGAAUGGGCUUCUCAUGGCAAGACUAACCUUGCUCCAAGGCAAAGGAAGCAGCCUGCGAGAAAGUCUACCCUCGCAACUUCUCUUUGGGUACUCUUGACAACAGUCCUCGUGGCCUAUGCGGCUUGGUACCGACACGAAAAGAUUGCCGUUGGAUACUGUGGCUUAGGCAGACCAGCAACUCAAAUAAUACCGCCAGAGAUCCCAGUUCCCGACUGGGCCGUUCCGUUUGUCGAGCCUCAGUGUGAACUUUGCCCCCAGCAUGCCUAUUGCUACGCAAACUUUGAGGCUCGCUGUGAGCCAGACUUCAUCCUCAAGCCUCAUCCCCUCUCUUUCGGUGGCUUGGUUCCACUUCCUCCCACCUGCGAACCCGAUGGAGAGAAGGUCCGUCGAGUAAAGGCUGUAGCUGAUAAGGCAGUCGAGGAGCUACGAGAGCGUCGCGCCCAGUUCGAAUGUGGCGAGACUAUUACCGAGACGGGUGAACGACUUGAGACACCGGCUGUCGAGGUUGAGGAACUCAAGGAAACUGUCAGCCGAAAGAGGAACAAGCGCCUCAACAAGCAAGAUUUUGACGAUUUGUGGGUGGCGGCUCUGGGUGAAGUCCAGAGCAGAGAGGAAGUGGAGGUACAACAAAAAACCGGUCCCGGAGGUAUUCCAAACACGUACCUCUCUUCCAGCUCUCUCGCUCGCCUUCCCCUCACGUGUGCGAUCAAACGCUCCGUCGUCAACGGCUUGGAGCGACAUCGCCUCACAAUUGGAUCUGUAGUUGCCGCGUUACUCCUUUUCGUUUACGCAAGGGCACGCUACCUGUCGGAAAGAGCAGCAGCAGCUAAGGUCCCCGCUCUCGUAGACCUGGUCCUUGACCGGUUAUCCAAGCAGAAAGAGCUUGGUGAGGAGGAGCUGGAUGACCCAUGGCUUUUCCUUCCCAAUCUGAGAGAUGAUGUCCUUCGAUCGGUGCACUCAUUGUCCGCGAGAGAACGCCUAUGGAAACGAGUCCGCGCCGUUGUUGAGCAGAACAGCAACGUCCGAACCGGCCAGCGCGAAGGUCGCAAUGGCGAAUUUGGUCGCGCGUGGGAGUGGAUUGGGCCCAUGUCUGGUGACGGCGCUAGGCGUCGCAAGAGUGGUCGUGUUUCGUGGGGUCCUGAUGUGAAGGGCGACGAGACUCCUGAUGCGUCGGAUCGGUCGCAUACCAAAUGGGAGGAGUCUAGGCCUAUUUAUUGA